Molecule: messenger RNA, 1934 nt
Organism: Daktulosphaira vitifoliae (grape phylloxera)
Lineage: Eukaryota; Metazoa; Arthropoda; Insecta; Hemiptera; Phylloxeridae
Exons: 5
Coding region: 184-861 (225 amino acids)
Source: RefSeq, a predicted model, not a curated record
AAGUAAAUAUGAUGAAUAAACCUAAUGUUGUUUCUAAUAAAAAUUUGUCUAGCAAAAGUAACCUGAACACCUUGGGUAAUAAUUUUACAUGUAGAUCUAAAAGUAAUUUAAUGAAUUAUUGUAGGUAAUAAUUCUUCAACUAUUAAUUUAAAUCCAAAUAUUACACUUGAAAGAAAUGGUAGUAUGCCUAAUAUAAAUCUAACGGGUAGUAGAAUACGCACAGAUAAAACUACUAACUUACAUUUUGCAUAUGAUGGAUACCUAUGCGGCUUAGUAGCCAAAUAUGAUGCAAAAAAAAAAAUGGAAAAAGUUUUGUCUAACAUAAAAAACCAAGAAAAAAUCUUUGAAGAAGAAAUGAUUUCAAUAGAAAAAAAUUUAUCAACAUUAAACAAUGAAAUAGAAAAUAAGCAUAAACUUAAAUCAGAAAAAAAUACAUUAAAUAGAGAUAUUACAGUUUUUAAACUUUUGGAUAAUACACGUAUGUUCAAUAGUAUUGAUGAAAAUAUCAUAACCUUAUUAUAUGACGCAGUUCAUAAAAUUAUUUUAAAAAAUUUUGAAAAACUUGAAAAUGUUGACAUAGGUGUUGUUACAAUUUUAUUAGAUGAAAUAUUAAACCCUUCAAUAUUAUUAGAUUUUAAUAAUAAAAUAGAAGUUCGGCAACAUAUAAAAAACUUAUCUAUAAAAAUUGCUAAGCUAACUAAAGAAUUAGAUCAACAAAAAUCAAUGUGUGAAGAAUUGUUUGAGGAACAUGAAAUUUUAUACUACAAACAUUUAUCUUUAAAACUUUUGAAAUCUCAAUUUGGAGAAAAUUCUGAUUUAAAAUUAAAUCUUAUGAAUUGCGGGGCAGAUAUUAUAAAUUAAUUCAAGAUAUAAAGUAAUAAUUCAAACAUAAGAUUAUUAAUUUCUUUAAAAUUAAAAAUACAUCCUAUUUUUGUGAAUUUUUUUUCAUAAAAUCAUAGUUAUUAAAAGUUAUGAUAGGCUUGGUUACACUAAGAAAAAUUUAGGAGUAAUUAAUGUAAAAUUGUAAUUUUUCUUAUAAUUAAAUUAAUAAUUAUUUAUUACAAAAAUAUUGUUUUUUUCAGCUGUUAACUAUGAAUUUAAGUUUAAUGUUAAUUUUUUUUUACUUUGUAUUUUUUUAAAUAUUAAACUUAUGUAAUAUUUUAUAUUAAUUUAAAAUAAAAAUUCUAUUGAAUGUAAAAUAAAAUAAUUUUCCAGUAAUGAAGAAUUAUAUACAUAAUUUUAUCAUAUUUAAUUUUUCUAUAAGUAUGCUUGUAUAAUUUGUUCGAAAUUUAAAACAACAAAAUUUUAAAACUUAGAUAAAUUUCUAUCAUAUUUUCCCAGUAAAAUUAAGAUAUACAAAUAUAAUGAAAUUAUGCCAUCUAUCCUAUUUUACUUCAUCAUAAGAUCAAAAUAGAACAUUUGACUUUUUAAUUGUUUUAAAUACUAAAUUAAUAUUUUAUGAAAUAGCAAAUAUCUUAAAUUUUAAUUUAGUUUUUGUUUUAUCAUAAAAGUUUAAAUUAAUCAUGUUACAAGAGAUAAACGUUAUGUGUACUAUUAUACUCAGAGUUCCCCUACCUUAUAAAAACUUAAUACAAUCAUUAUGUAUAAAAAACUAUUAAGAUAUAAAGUAUGUAAGUGACAUAGUUAUAAUUUUGAGAAAAAUUAAAAAAAAAAAAAGGUAAAAUUAUCAAAACAUUAUAUAAUUAUAAUUAUAAUUAUGAAUAUUUUGAAUUAUAAGUAGUCAUAUAGAAAAGUUAGUUUGUUAGAAUAAGUUGUUUUUAGUUCAACAAGUUUGAUAAUCUAGAACAAUUAUUCAUGUGACAUUAAAAAUAUAAAUUAUCUACUAUAAUACUUAUUGGAUUAUAUUAUGAAAUUGAGUAGGAUGCAAUAAUGGUAUUCAAUCUUUAUUGAAAUACAAAAUACAUGAAAAAUUA